Molecule: messenger RNA, 177 nt
Organism: Sphenostylis stenocarpa
Lineage: Eukaryota; Viridiplantae; Streptophyta; Magnoliopsida; Fabales; Fabaceae
Source: the annotation of a GenBank genome assembly
AUGGAGGUUUUAAUUUGUAAGGGAGAGACAAGAGAGAAGGUUAGGGAGUCCAGGGCUGGCGGGUAUGGGACAAGGUGUUGGGAAGAAAGGUAUCUAAAUGAAGGAGGAGCGUUGCAUACACGCUCCAUAGAUUGGUUACUGAAACAAGCCAAGCAGAAGUUGCAGAAGCUUUCAUAA